This is a messenger RNA of Brenthis ino (lesser marbled fritillary), 975 nucleotides long. The record is from the annotation of a GenBank genome assembly. Lineage: Eukaryota; Metazoa; Arthropoda; Insecta; Lepidoptera; Nymphalidae.
AUGAAUGUGUUACGAUCCCCUACUGGAAGCGACAAUCAAAAUGAACGUUGUGCAUCGCAACCUAACUUGUUAAAUUAUGGAUUCUCUUUAAAUGAAAGCAAUCUAUCACUAUCUAUUAACCGUCAAAAAAGAAAGCAGCCCGACCAAGACUCAGAAAUUAAAGAAGAACUAGUGGAGAUACGCAACAAAAUGGAUAAACUGUUAGAUUUUAUGGGCCAAUUUACCGAGGCACAAAAACUUGCGGCCGACAAGCUUAGUCAAGAUGUUGCUUCUAUAAAAGAUCAAGUAAAUAAUUUUAAAGCCAUGGCGGAUAACCUAGUCUUAGAACAGAGUACUAUUAAAGCGGAAGUCACAGAAUUAAAAGUUUCUACCAGCACCACUUGCGAGAAAGUUGAAAGCUUACAAAAUGAGAUUGAAAAGUUAAAAAUGAGGUCGACAGAAUCGCGUGAUAGCCUAUCUAACAUAACAGAGAAUACUAUGAUUGAGCUACGAGAACGUAUAGCGAGAGAAAAGAAUCUUAUAAUUACUGGAAUACUGGAAUCAAAAAAUCCUGAUGAAAAUAAAAGACAAAGUGAUGAUACAAAUGCAAUUAACAACAUAUUAAAAGACAUCUAUAAAGAAUGUCCCAAUCCAAUUAAAAUUUUUCGGCUUGGAAAUCAUAAAGAAGAAAGAUGUCGACCAAUAAAGGUUUACUCGGGCAUGUUAUCUCACCGCCUGCCGUGUCCUGCUUUGCGCAGCGGAGCAAUGUGGAACGGAUGCCCUAAUGUCCUGUCCUGGUUGAGGGUAGUCUCAGACACCGCUACUUUAUACGCGAAGAAAGGAAACAAUUACAAUAUAUGUUUUCAAGAAGACUUUUUGUAUGGACAAGCUGUUAUCUCAGAAUGGUAUCGAGAAUAUGGAUAUGUACCUCCUGCCACAGCCAUGAUUAUUUUUCACAAAUGCUGCGUGUGGGAGCUGCACCAGAGACAUUUUCGC